AUGAUGCGGACCUCGUCUGUUCUGCUGCAUAGGAGGGCGUCGGCAGAUAAAGUUUGGAAGGCGGUGCCGUUACCGCAGCAGUUUCACACCGCACUUGAGACAGGCGAUUGGAUGCGGGCACUCCAGGUGUAUCAGCGUCAUCCAUACCACGCCCCCCCUGUCGACACCUUCGACCUCUUGAAGGCAGUCAUGCACGCAGCAGGGGUGCGUGUGGAUGACGUUAAGAGCCGCUUCAACGAGAAGAUACGCCUCUCCGCCAUCUUGCAGAAAAAAGCACCUGAUGAGGUGGAGUGGAGCGUCUUCUGGGAAGCCCUCAACAAAGGGGACUCCAAGACAAUUAGCGCUGCGCUGAUGGGCGCCCGUCUAUCGAGUGUGACCCAGCAGAUCGCGACGGCCGAGGCGUGUGCUGUGCUGCUGAAAGCGGCUGGGCCUGACUGGGAGGCAAAAUUGGUGGACAGCUUCCCAUUCGCAACGGUGACGCGGUGCAACCUUGUCCACGUGGCUUUGGCACAGCAGCGGUGGGACGUCGCUGUGGAACUCUUGCGCCAUGUUCGAGUGAAUCGCAGUGACGUUAUGACACUGUGGCCGCUGAUUGAGCAGCUCGACUGGGAAAAGGUGCUGCAGCUCAUAUCCGCGUGCCCAAAGAACUCGGUGCCGUUCGAUAUUGCGCUACGCCACAUUCUCCGCGGGGGAUGUAGUCUGCAGCAUCUCUCAGAGCACCUUGAGAGCGCGCGUGUUCUCGGUGACGUGGACGUGGUGGCGCCACUACUUGCCCACGCAGUGGAGAUUGGCGAUUGGGACUUCGUUGCCAGGGGAAUGGACCACCUCGUUGACAUUGGGCAGAUCACGCAGCCGGCGCGUGAGGUGUUUGAGCAAAUGGGGAAGAUCCACGGCACGGAGAAGGUGUGCUCCCUCCUGGGCGACCACCGCAUCCCGCUUCACCGCGUGACUGUUGAGAGCUUGGAGAGCCUCAAACUGUGA
This is a messenger RNA of Trypanosoma grayi, 981 nucleotides long. RefSeq lists its product as hypothetical. NCBI's taxonomy places the organism in Eukaryota, Euglenozoa, Kinetoplastea, Trypanosomatida, Trypanosomatidae. The coding region runs from base 1 to 981 and encodes 326 amino acids. The record is from RefSeq and is a predicted model, not a curated record. The transcript has a single exon.